AUGACUUCUCUCAUCAUAAGCGAGUUGGGUAGAAAGUGUUUAACAGGCUUGCUUGAUCGGGCCCGCUCAGUUGAGCGCCGGUCACGCUCCCCGAGGUUAGGGCGUGACAACAUCUUAAAGCAAUUAUCAGUGAACAUUUCAUUUGUGGAAGCAUUCCAAGAAAUUCCCAGUUUUGCUAAAUACUUGAAGGAUUUGAUCAUGAAAAAUAAGACCAUCAAUAAUGAAAUGGUUAGUGUCACCAACCGAAUUGGCUCCAUCAUUUCAACAACCGCCAUGCAAAAGAAAGAGGAUCUGGGGGCUUUCACCAUUCCAUGCACUAUUGGAUUGCGUGACUUUGCACGAGCUCUUUCUGAUAAUGGGGCUAGCAACAACUUAAUGCCUCUUUCUAUCUACAAGCAAGCGGGAUUGGGAAUGCCUAGGCCUACGAGUAUGAGGUUUCAAAUGGCCGAUCGCUUAGUGAAGCGACCGGCAGGGAUAAUGGAUGAUGUGCUUGUGAAAGUGGGGAAGUUUUUCCUCCCUAUCGGCUUUAUUAUUCUUGAUUGUGCAGCUGAUAAAGAGAUCCAUAUCAUCUUAGGGAGACCAUUCCUUGCAACCGGGAGAGCCCUCAUGGAUUCGAAAAGAAAUGAGAUAAAAUUCCGGGUUAAUAACGAAGAAGUUACCUUUCAAGCAAGUAAGGGUAUGAAAUUGCCAAAUACAUACAAGAGUAUCUCAGUACUUGAUGUUGUUGAUAUGGUAGAAGAUGCCGUUGAGGUAAAGAUGGAAAAGGAAUUCCUUGAUAAGGCAUUGGCAGCGAUGUUGAUGAAUUUUGGUGGUGAGGACAUAGAAGGAUAUAUGAAGACAGUGAAUGCAUUGGAAGGGUUUGGUUCCUACACUUAUGCACCAAAGAAGCUUUCCCUUGACUUGGAGAAUAGAGCCACUCCUCUCACCAAGCCUUCAAUCAUUGAGCCGCCACAACUUGAACUCAAGCCACUACCAUCACACAUAAUGUAUAAAUUCCUUGGCUCUAACGAAACUCUACCCGUAAUUGUUUCUUCUUUGUUAAAUGAUGUGCAGGUUGAGAAAUUAUUGGAGACAUUGAGGUAG
This is a messenger RNA of Nicotiana tabacum (common tobacco), 1083 nucleotides long. RefSeq lists its product as uncharacterized. Lineage: Eukaryota; Viridiplantae; Streptophyta; Magnoliopsida; Solanales; Solanaceae. The record is from RefSeq and is a predicted model, not a curated record.